This is a messenger RNA of Tupaia belangeri chinensis (Chinese tree shrew), 2391 nucleotides long. It is a transcript of the gene PPIL2, whose product is annotated as peptidylprolyl isomerase like 2. Gene Ontology annotation, cellular component: catalytic step 2 spliceosome. Gene Ontology annotation, molecular function: ubiquitin protein ligase activity; peptidyl-prolyl cis-trans isomerase activity. The record is from RefSeq and is a predicted model, not a curated record. Lineage: Eukaryota; Metazoa; Chordata; Mammalia; Scandentia; Tupaiidae. Gene Ontology annotation, biological process: protein folding; protein polyubiquitination; protein peptidyl-prolyl isomerization.
CUGUGCUGAAUCCACUCACUUCUACGGCGGCAAGAAGCCAGAUGUUCCACAAACAAAUUUUCGCCGUUUACCUUUUGACCACUGUAGCCUCUCUCUGCAGCCCUUCGCCUACCCGGUCUGCACCCCUGAAGGCGUCGUCUUUGACCUGCUAAACAUUGUCCCAUGGCUGAAGAAGUACGGGACCAACCCCAGCAACGGAGAGAAACUCGACGGGAGGUCCCUGAUCAAACUGAACUUUGCCAAGAACAAAGAAGAUAAAUACCAUUGUCCGGUGCUGUUCACCGUCUUCACCAACAACACUCAUAUCGUGGCCAUCAAGACGACCGGCAACGUCUAUGCCUACGAGGCCGUGGAGGAGCUGAACAUCAAGGCCAAGAACUUACGAGACCUGCUGACCGACGAGCCCUUCACCCGGCAGGACAUCAUCACCCUGCAGGACCCCACCAAUCUGGACAAGUUCAACGUCUCCAACUUCUUUCACGUGAAGAAUAACAUGAAGGUGAUAGACCCAGAUGAAGAAAAGGCCAAACAGGACCCGUCUUACUAUCUGAAAAACACCAACACCGAGACCCGGGAGACCCUGCAGGAGCUCUACAAGGAGUUCAAAGGGGACGAGAUCCUGGCGGCCACCAUGAAGGUCCCGGAGAAGAAGAAAGUGGACAAGCUGAACGCCGCGCACUACUCCACGGGGAAGGUCAGCGCAUCCUUCACCUCCACCGCCAUGGUCCCCGAGACCACGCACGAAGCAGCCGUCAUCGAAGAGGACGUGCUGCGCUACCAGUACGUGAGGAAGAAGGGUUACGUGCGGCUGCACACCAGCAGGGGCGACCUCAACCUGGAGCUACACUGUGACCUGACGCCGAAGACCUGCGAAAACUUCAUCAAGCUUUGCAAGAAGGGGUACUACGACGGCACCGUGUUCCACAGGUCCAUCAGGAACUUCGUGAUCCAGGGCGGAGACCCCACUGGCACAGGCACGGGCGGGGAGUCGUUCUGGGGAAAGCCGUUCCGAGAUGAAUUCCGGCCCAACCUCUCGCACACGGGCCGGGGCAUCCUCAGCAUGGCCAACUCAGGGCCCAACAGCAACAAGUCCCAGUUCUUCAUCACCUUCCGCUCCUGCGCCUACCUGGACAAGAAGCACACCAUCUUUGGACGGGUCGUCGGGGGCUUUGACACGCUGACAGCCAUGGAGAACGUGGAGAGCGAUCCCAAAACCGACCGCCCCAAGGAGGAGAUCCGCAUCGACGCCACCACAGUGUUCGUGGACCCCUACGAGGAGGCCGACGCCCAGAUCGCAGAGGAGCGCAAGAAGACGCAGGUCGAGGCGGCCCCAGAGGCCAAAGCGAAGAGCAGCCAGCCGGCACCAGGGAGCCAGGGCCCGCAGACCUACCGCCAGGGGGUGGGCAAGUACAUCAACCCGGCAGCCACGAAACGAGGGGCAGAGGAGGAGCCCUCGACCAGCGCCACCAUCCCUACGGCCAAGAAGAAGCCCAGCCGCGGCUUUGGGGACUUCAGCUCCUGGUAGCAGCCGCUGUCGCUCCGCACCCUGCCCCCGACCAUGGGACGAGCAGAGGCAGCACCACGGCCGCCCUCGCAGGAGCUCCCCGACCCCGAAUGGCCCCUGGCGCCCGGAUUCCUGCCGCGCGUGUCCUUCCACCUCGAGCACGGCCUCGGCGACAGCAGCCAGUCUCAGCGGAGGCGGGUGACAAGGACGCUUUAUUCCUGAACCGCACACGCAGGGCCAAGAAGGGCUGGGGCCUGGCCGUCCCCGGGCCCCGCCGUCUGUCCAGGCUCACCCAGCUCUUUCCUGCCGCAGGGGACAGCCUGCAUCCUCACCACGCCCCCCGCGGCAGAAGGGCCCCUGACAAAGGACAGUCCAGAGCUUCCAGUUUUCUAGGUGUCGGACCACGUGCAUUUAUAACCCGACGUCAUCAGGCACAGUAAAGGACUUUGGAAAAAUUCUCGUUUUUGACCCUUCCUCUUAUCUGACAGAUGCCACCAAGAAUAAGCUUUAAGGUAUAAAAAUAUUAUGUCUGUACAGAGCUACAUCUAAAAACAGCAAAACCACAUUUCUAAAACCAGCAUUCUGUGCUGAAAACCAGUCCACCAUCCCAGUUAAAUGCAUGUCUAAUUCUGGCAUCACCGCCCGGUGUUUUCAAGGAAAAAAUACCUUAAAUAAUUUAAAUAAAAGUCACAGGGUAUUUAUUGUUGAGGAAUUGAAGAGGGUGGAACAUUCCAGCUCAUCUGGUUAUGGUCUCGUGACUAUCACUUCCCUGAAGCCAGCUCACGGUCAGUUCAUUUGGUUUAAGAAGGAGCUUAUGGUUCACAGAAAAUCACCAACAAAAACGUGAGAAAAGUUUUGUUGGUAGCAAUUACAAAAAAAAAAAAAAA